Molecule: messenger RNA, 2796 nt
Organism: Linum tenue
Lineage: Eukaryota; Viridiplantae; Streptophyta; Magnoliopsida; Malpighiales; Linaceae
Source: the annotation of a GenBank genome assembly
AGAACAUUAAAAAAAGUUGUCCCAUUUGGUCUCUUUUAUUCUUCGCCAAUGAAAACAAAACUCUCCAUGUGAACAUAUCGGUUAAACAACUAACAUAGAAUCACGCGCCAUAAUUAACUGCCAAAUCCACACCAUUCCGUUUCCGCCACUUGGUUUUCCUAACCGUACUGCCACGUCACCAUCCACCCACCCGCAGCAGUAGCGUAUAAACCCGGGGAGCGCAGCAGCGGCUUUCCCAUCAAAAACUCUGAAAUCCAAUCUUCAUCGACGAGACGCUUUUCAAUUUUUCGAUUUUUUCUUCUCCUGCUUCCCAAUUCCGAUAUAAAAACGAAAUGGAACCCCGGAACAAUCCGAACCCAGCAUCCGGCGACGACACCGAGAUCGUGUCCCGCCGAAUCGAGCGUCUCUCCCUGCACCUGAACCCAAUCCCCCGCACCUUGCCGGACGGCGACCGGCAAAUCGGGAUGGCGACCUGCGCCAGGCCGAAGCUGGAGGUGGACACCGGGAAGCUGUCGGGCUACAUGAGAGGUCCCCACAGGGACGUACAGGAGAAGGUUUUCGAGUACUUUGAGUCCAGGCCGGAGCUACAGACGCCGCUGGAGAUUUCCAAAAAUGACCACCGGGAGCUCUGCUGGCGGCAGCUUGUGGGUUUGGUCAGGGAGGCUGGCAUCAAGCCUUUUAGGUAUGUGGCUGAUGAUCCCGCCAAGUAUUUCGCCAUUCUCGAGGCUAUUGGCAGCGUGGAUAUGUCGCUUGGGAUCAAGAUGGGCGUCCAAUACAGUUUUCCCCUUUACAUAUGUUAUGUUGUCUGCAGUCUUUGGGGUGGUUCAGUGAUCAACCUCGGAACUCAAAAGCACAAGGAUAAGUAUUUCGAUGGCAUAGAUAAUUUGGACUAUCCAGGUUGCUUCGCUAUGACAGAGCUCCAUCAUGGCUCAAACGUGCAGGCACUGCAAACUACUGCAACAUUUGACCCAAUAACCGACGAAUUCAUAAUUAACACCCCAAACGAUGGGGCCAUAAAAUGGUGGAUUGGUAAUGCUGCAGUUCAUGGGAAAUUCGCCAGUGUUUUCGCCCGACUAAUGCUGCCAUCUCACGACCCCAAGGCAGUUUCAGACAUGGGUGUUCAUGCAUUCAUUGUCCCCAUACGGCAUCUAGACACACACGAAACGCUUCCAGGUGUCGAGAUACACGAUUGUGGCCAAAAGGUUGGCCUCAAUGGGGUAGACAAUGGAGCACUGAGAUUCAACUCAGUAAGGAUCCCUCGUGACAAUCUCCUCAACAGAUUCGGUGACGUCUCUCGAGAUGGAAAGUACACAAGUUCCCUUCCCACUGUAAACAAAAGAUUUGCUGCUACGCUUGGUGAGCUCGUGGGAGGAAGAGUGGGGCUUGCGUAUUCCUCUGUAGCAGUUCUCAAGCUUGCUGGCACAAUCGCUAUCCGUUAUUCAUUGCUACGUCAGCAGUUUGGCCCGCCUAGUAAGCCUGAAGUCAGCAUCCUUGAUUAUCAGUCUCACCAGCACAAGCUCAUGCCCAUGCUCGCUUCAACUUAUGCUUUCCACUUUGCUACGUCCUAUUUGGUGGAGAAGUAUGCUGAGAUGAAACGAACUCACGACGAACAGUUGGUUGGAGAUGUCCAUGCACUGUCGGCGGGGCUCAAAGCUUAUGUGACGUCGUAUACUGCUCGGUCGCUGAAUGUGUGCAGGGAAUCUUGUGGUGGCCAUGGAUAUGCUGCUGUAAAUCGGUUUGGUACUCUGAGAAAUGAUCAUGAUAUUUUCCAGACAUUUGAAGGGGAUAACACGGUGCUCCUCCAGCAGGUUGCAGGCGAUCUCUUGAAGAGGUACCAGGAGAAGUUCCAAGGCGGGGCUCUGACAGUGACAUGGAACUAUCUAAGAGAGUCGAUGAAUUCAUACUUAUCUCAGCCAAACCCAGUAACGGCACGAUGGGAAGGCGAAGAUCACUUGCGCGAUCCUAAGUUCCAAUUGGAUGCUUUCAGAUACCGAACAUCUCGAUUGCUCCAAAGUGUUGCAGUCCGUCUUCGCAAGCACUCUACGACACUUGGAGGGUUUGGUGCUUGGAACCGGUGCUUGAAUCAUCUUCUCACCCUUGCCGAAUCUCAUAUUGAGACUGUCAUCCUUGCAAAGUUCAUUGAAGCUGUGCAGAACUGUCCGGAUCCAAGUGCACGUUCUGCUCUGAAACUUGUGUGUGAUCUCUACGCCUUGGACAGAAUAUGGAAUGAUAUUGGAACUUACCGCAAUGUUGACUACGUUGCACCAAACAAAGCUAAGGCAAUCCACAAGCUGGCAGAGUACUUGAGUUUCCAGGUUAGGAAUGUUGCGAGGGAAUUGGUAGAUGCAUUUGAUCUUCCAGAUAAUGUCACCAGGGCACCAAUUGCAAUGCAGUCAGGAGCUUAUUCUCAGUAUACCAAUUAUGUUGGAUUCUAGAAAAUCGGUACCCGUCGCAUCGCCAUAAGUAAAGUGCUUACAGUGGAAUUCAAGCUGGAGAUAGUUAUAGGUUUUUAUAUCAUAUAUAGACAUUCACCAUUGAAGCUCAAGUUGGUUAGCAUGAGGAACGAAGAACUGGGGAAGGACGAAGGAGCUCGACAGAUAUACAGGAUUGGCAUCUUAAACAUUGUACCAACUAUAUUCAACAUAUAUACGAGUUACUGAGAUUUACUACAGGAAAAUAAGUACUGUAGAACAUAAAAUAGUUUACUUUUCAAUUACACUUUCUCCAUUUCAACUCUCAACAACAUAAAACCCAGUACUUAACAUUUACAAGAGAGUUAUAUUUCCAUUAUAUAUA